Messenger RNA from Vicugna pacos (alpaca), 2788 nucleotides. RefSeq names its product zinc finger protein 75D. Gene Ontology annotation, molecular function: RNA polymerase II cis-regulatory region sequence-specific DNA binding; DNA-binding transcription factor activity, RNA polymerase II-specific. Gene Ontology annotation, biological process: regulation of DNA-templated transcription. The record is from RefSeq and is a predicted model, not a curated record. NCBI's taxonomy places the organism in Eukaryota, Metazoa, Chordata, Mammalia, Artiodactyla, Camelidae.
GCCGGCGCAGGAGCCACUCCUGGUGUGGUUGAGGGGGCGGGUGGGCCUGUGAGGUGCUGAGCCUGUGCCCCCGACCCGGAGCCUCGCUGGGUCCGCCUCUGAGUGACGCAGGGAGAGUGUCCUCCUUAUAGCGUCGGCCGGAGGGGCGGCGACUUGCGCUCGAGUCCAAGGAAGUGGAAGCGGCCUCCACGAAGCCGAGCCGUCUGAGGAAGAAGAUCUUUCUCUUGAUUUUGUGCAGACCGACUUGGCCUCAAUUUUUAAAGGUGGCACUAGUGACGUGUCCAACAUAGGAGCAGAAUUGUUCCUAGAGCAGAAUGAUGACAGUAGAUCUGAAGGUGGCUGAGUACUUGAACCCUCAGAUCAGUACUCUGUGGGAGACCAAGGGACCUGUGACAGAGCGCUCCAGUCAGCACAAGAAGUGUGUCCCACAAACAGACAGCCUCAGUCCUGAGAGGUCUCACCUACACUUCCGAAACUUCCUGUAUCAUGAAGCAGCUGGACCCCGUGAGGCUGUUGACCGACUGCAGGAAUUAUGCCAUCAGUGGCUGAGGCCAGAGAUUCAUUCAAAAGAGCAGAUCUUGGACCUGCUGGUGCUAGAACAGUUCCUGACCAUUCUGCCCAGGGACACCCAGACCCAGAUAAAGAAGCACCAUCUACAGAGUGUCGAGGAGGCUGUAGUUCUGGUAGAACACUUGCAGAGAGAAUCUGGUGAAACAGGGAAUGGGGUUGCAGUCCAUGAGCUGGGAGAGGAAGCAGUGUUCUUGGGAGAAACAGCAGAGGCCCCAGGCUUCAAGCUGAAGCCAGCAGAGUCGCAGCCACUGGGCAUGUCCCAGAAUGAAGAAUUUUGGAAUACACACCAGGGUCUACAGGAACCACUGAGCAGAAAUACUCACAAAGAAACUGAGCCCAUAUGUGAGAGGGCUGUGCCUGCUCACCAGAUCCUAGCCUCUCCUGAACAGACAAACACCAAAGACUGGACUGUGGCACCUGAUGUCUUCUUGCCUGAGUCCCAGAACUUGUUGACAUUUGAAGAAGUGGCCAUGUAUUUCUCCCAGGAAGAAUGGGAAUUACUGGAUCCCACUCAGAAGGCCCUCUACAAUGAUGUAAUGCAAGAAAACUAUGAGACUGUCAUCUCUCUAGCAUUAUUUGUGCUCCCCAAACCUAAAGUGAUCUCCUGUCUAGAGCAAGGGGAAGAGCCGUGGAUUCAAAGAUCCCUGGAGGUCAGAGAGAGUUCUGAACUGCCUCCAGGGCUAAAGCUCAAAAAUGACACUGAAAAUCUUCAGCCUAUUAGUUUUUCUGACUUAGAAAUACAAGCACCAGUAGAUGUACUAUCAAAAAAGUCCAGAUUGAAAGUUUCCCAGAAAACAAUGGGCAAAGAAAAUCAUGGUGAUGUGCACAGGGCAGGGAAAUGGCACCGAGAUUUUCCAGUGAAGAAAAAAAAGAAACUUUCAACCUGGAAGCAAGAGCUGCUGAAACUUAUGAAUCGUCACAAAAAGGAACGUGCAGGAGAGAAGCCUUUUAAAUGCCAGGAAUGUGGGAAAAGCUUCAGAGUUAGCUCUGACCUUAUUAAGCACCAAAGAAUUCACACUGAAGAGAAACCGUAUAAAUGUCAACAGUGUGAUAAGAGGUUUAGAUGGAGUUCAGAUCUUAAUAAGCAUUUAACAACACACCAAGGAAUAAAACCAUAUAAAUGCUCAUGGUGUGGGAAAAGCUUCAGUCAAAAUACAAACCUCCACACGCACCAAAGAACUCACACUGGAGAGAAGCCCUUUACGUGUCAUGAAUGUGGAAAAAAAUUCAGUCAGAAUUCCCACCUUAUUAAACACCGGAGAACUCACACAGGCGAGCAGCCUUACACCUGUGGCACAUGCAGGAGGAACUUCAGCAGGCGCUCAAGCCUCCUGAGACACCAGAAACUCCACCAGUAAAGGGAAGCUUGUUUAGUGUCCUCAGUCUGAGAAAAUUCAAAUGAAGUGUUACCCUAAAGUUAUGAGAAAUACAAAAUUAUGAAGCAUGAAGAAUUUUUCAUCAGUGAAAUUUUUCAUCAUGAAAAUUUGGGGAUAGAAACAUAUUUCACAGAAGGAAUCAAGGUUGACUCUGCAGGGGAUGCUUUAGUAGUUGUACUGCUUACUGUUUUUACUAAAAACUUUCAGAGAAUUCCUUAGCAGGAGAGGUGUCCUAAGGAUAUUCUGAGUGAAGGGAAAAGCUGUUUUGGGAUUGUAUUUGGCAAAAUAGCAAAUCCAGUUUCAAAUAGUAGAUGCAGCCACGAAUUCAUCAAUCUUCUGUGGUCAUAGAGGUGAACGUUGUUGGUUCACAUUGAUCUCGCCAGCCAUUCUUAAAUGUACAUACAGACAUUUGAAGCAUGGUCUUCCAAAACAAAAAGCAAUAAUGUGCAUGUUUAAUUGCAUACCAUUGUCUUCCAGGUUUACCAAUUUCAAUAAUCUCCUGGGGCAGACAUAAAUUCUAAUAUAAACCUUUCCAAGAACCAAAUUGGAUUUUCUUACUCUCUGAUCACUGGACAUUGUUCACAAAUUUGGACAUUGUUUGAGUUCCUUCUUUAACUUUUUGGCAGUUUUAGCUCUUGAAUCCUAUUAGUACAAUUUUUGCUGUGAUGAAAUCAUAUUUUAGCUUCACCAGUAGAAUGUACCAGAUGAAUUAAUCACUGUUUUAUGCCUCUCUGGUGGUGGAUGGAAAAAAGAAACCACCUCUAAAAAGUAGAUAAUAUGGAAACGGGUUGGAAUCUUUAGCCAUGUAAAGAAUGUUCUGCAGUAAAAGAAACUAGACUUUG